This is a messenger RNA of Stylophora pistillata, 1659 nucleotides long. RefSeq lists its product as uncharacterized. Gene Ontology annotation, molecular function: nucleic acid binding; zinc ion binding. Lineage: Eukaryota; Metazoa; Cnidaria; Anthozoa; Scleractinia; Pocilloporidae. The record is from RefSeq and is a predicted model, not a curated record.
AUGAGCAACCCAUCAAACCUUCGACUACCAUGNGCCUUACUAGAUGACGCUAGUGACACAACAUUUAUUACAACCAACGUUAAAGAGAAACUUGGAAUCCCCGGUGUUAGUUCGAAGCUCAUUCUCAGCACCAUGCUUGGAAGGGAAGAAGUCUCCGUUUCCCGAGUUGAUGGAUUAAUAGUCGAGAGGAUUGACCAACGUGUUCAAGUGGAACUACCUAAGACCUACUCUAGGGAUCGGAUACCUUCAAGAAGGGACCAAAUUCCCAGGCCAGAGGUUGCAGCAGCAUGGGCGCAUCUGAAAAAAAUCGAGGAUAAGAUAAUGCCUUAUCAAGAGGAAGUAGAGGACGGAUUGCUGAUUGGCUGCAAUUGCCCAAAGGCCAUUAAACCUAAAGAAGUCAUCGUUGGUAGAGGAGAAGACCCCUAUACAGUUCGCACUUUGUUAGGUUGGGGAAUAAUUGGCCCGGUCAGCUUGUUAGAGUGUGGAGAAAGCGAUCGUGAAGAGCAAGUAGCCUCAUCUUGCAACCGGAUUAUAGCAUGUGAAGUUGACACCGGCCACCACAACAUCAGUCGUAGCUUUGUGUUGAGUUCUCAAACCAAGGAAGAGAUAACUCCCUUCUCAGUUAAGCGUAUGUUCGAACAAGAUUUCUCCGAUCGAUGUAGCAACGACCCAGGACUUUCCAAAGAGGACAGGAGAUUCCUCACUAUUGCAAGGGAAGGAAUUACCCAGUUGGAAAACGGUCAUUACAAGCUGCCUCUCCCCCUCAGAGAUCCGAACCUAAGGCUACCGAACAAUCGAGACUUAGCUCUACGUCGAUUGUCACAGCUGAAGAGAAGAUUCCUCGCUGAUGAAAGAUACCGUGAAGACUAUGUGACGUUCAUGGAGGGUGUCAUAGGAAAAGGUUAUGCCGAAAGGGCAAGAAAGGUCUUCCUUACCAACAAAGACGCGAAAACAUCUGAAGGGAACCAAAGUGCCGCGUCGUCGCCCCAUUCAAGAGAAACAAAUAUUUGGUAUAUUCCUCACCAUGGGGUAUACCAUCCAAAGAAGCCGAAUAAAAUACGCGUGGUGUUCGACUGUGCUGCAGAGUUCAGUGGAAAGUCACUGAAUAAAAACCUUCUGCAAGGUCCGGAUUUAACAAACACCCUUACUGGCGUCCUCAACAGAUUUCGUCAAGAACCCGUAGGUAUCAUGUGCGAUAUAGAGUCUAUGUUUUACCAAGUCCACGUGACAGAAGAGUUUAGAGACUUGUUGCGCUUCUUCUGGUGGGAAGGUGGUAACUUAUCCAAGAGUCCAGUAGAGUACAGAAUGACGGUGCACCUAUUUGGAGCUACCUCAUCUCCAGGUUGCGCCAACUUUGCCCUUAAGAGAGCAGCGCAGGACGGUGAGGACGAGUUUGGGUCUGCGGCUGCAGACUUUCUACGAAAGGAUAUCUACGUUGAUGACGGUUUAAAAUCCUGUUCCAGAGUUGAGGAAGCAACCAUGCUGAUAUCAUCUGUGAAAAAGAUGGGCAAGAAGGCAGGGUUUAAUCUGCACAAGUUUGUUUCGAAUAAGAAAGAAGUUUUGAGAAGCAGUCCAAUUUCUAAUCGAGCUGAUGACCUCAAGAACAUAGACCUCGAUCUGGACAAGCUGCCCAUGGAGAGAGCACUCGGGGUACAUUAG